AAAUACGACACUGUUGAAGUGGGUUGGUUCCGUAACAACGGCAAAAUUGGUUCAACCCACAAGACAAAUGCAAGUGCAUAUUUAAAAACGAGCAGGCAAGUGAGAGUUAGCCACAAAGUGCUUUCGCCGAGCAUCGUUGCAUCUACAGCGUUUCUUUUGGCUAAGGAGACACUAGCAAGUAAUGAGCAAGAGCCAUUUUUUGCCUCUUCUGGGGGACAAUUUUUAAGUCCAAAACAGGGUAAUCUAAUUGAAAAACACUGUCCCGAAGAGUAAAUUAAGGAUCAUCCCGCCGGUGUCGUUUCCGAGUGUGCGACUCUAUGCCAGCUGGUCACAAGUUAGACUGACCAAGCUAGCUAGCACUCGGAGUGAGUUAGCAGAAGAAGGCAAGCGGCCGUCGUCUCACCCUGACCGAGUGUCUGCGAGAUGGGCUUACUGACUCAAGGAUCCCCGCUGAACUGGGAAAAUACCAAGAAGUAUGCGGAUUACAUCCGAGCACACGGCAUAAUUCAAUUUCUCAACAUUUACAACAAUUUAAAGGACCGACAGAAGGAUGUACUCAAAUGGGGCGAUGAGGUGGAAUACAUGUUGGUGGAACUGGAUGACAAGGGUGAAAAGGUUCGACUGGUGUUGAAUAGCGGUGACGUUUUAGAUACCCUCCAAGGCCAAGGUGAAAAGAUCAAUCCCAACCACCCCACGCUUUGGAGGCCAGAGUAUGGCAGCUACAUGAUAGAAGGAACUCCGGGGCAGCCAUACGGUGGCACCAUGUCCGAGUUUAACACUGUGGAGAGCAACAUGAGGAAGAGACGACAAGAGGCCUCUUCUGUCCUCAACCACAAUGAAAUUCUAUGCACAAUCACCUCAUUCCCAAGGCUGGGUUGCCCUGGUUUUACGCAGCCUGAAUACCCGCCUACGCCUGUUGAGAGCGGAGCGUCAAAGUCGCUCUUUUUCCCUGACGAAGCGAUUAAUACACACCCAAGAUUCAGCACCCUCACCAGGAACAUACGUCACAGACGAGGAGAGAAAGUCAUAAUCAAUGUACCAAUAUUCAAAGACAAGUGCACGCCGUCUCCAUUUGUGGAAGACUUACCCGGCGACGACGGGGAGUCGGCAAGGGCGGCACUGCCUGACCACAUCUACAUGGACGCCAUGGGCUUCGGGAUGGGCAACUGCUGUCUGCAGGUUACCUUCCAAGCUUGCAGCAUCGAUGAGGCAAGAUAUCUUUAUGACCAACUAGCGACAUUCUGCCCAAUAGUGAUGGCGCUGAGCGCAGCCUCCCCCUUCUACAGAGGCCACGUGUCAGACAUCGAUUGUCGCUGGGGGGUUAUUUCUGCCUCAGUGGAUGACAGGACACAGGAAGAACGUGGACUCAAGCCUUUAAAAGACAACAAAUAUAGAAUCUUCAAGUCCAGAUACGACUCCAUCGACAGCUACUUGUCUAAAUGCGGCGACAAGUAUAACGACAUUGACUUAACGAUAGAUGAGGACAUCUACAAGCAGCUGCUGGGUGCAGGAAUCGACAAGUUGCUGGCCCAGCACAUUGCUCAUCUUUUUAUCCGAGAUCCACUGUGCGUCUAUGAGGAGAAAUUGAACCAGGAUGACGAAAAUGAGUCGGACCACUUUGAGAACCUCCAGUCCACCAACUGGCAGACAAUGAGGUUCAAACCACCACCUCCCAACUCUGACAUUGGCUGGAGAGUUGAAUUCCGCCCAAUGGAGGUGCAGCUGACCGAUUUUGAGAAUGCUGCCUAUGUUGUCUUUGUCGUCCUGCUCACCAGAGUCAUCUUGUCCUACAAACUGGACUUCCUCAUCCCUUUAUCCAAGGUGGACGAAAACCUGAAAGUGGCACAGAAGAGGAACGCUGUGCAGGAGGGAAUGUUCUACUUCCGAAAGGACAUCUUCAAAGGAUGCAACCCAGGCCUGGACGGCACCUCCUCGGCGCAAAACGGCUUGGAGAUGGACGGAGUUAACGAGUAUGCGCUAAUGAGCAUCAACACUAUCAUCAAUGGAAAAGAGGGAGUUUUUCAAGGGCUCAUCCCCAUCCUCAAUUGCUAUCUGGAGAACAUGGAGGUGGACGUGGAGACCAGGUGCACCAUUUUGAAUUACCUGAAGCUUAUCAAGAAGCGCGCCUCAGGCGAGCUGAUGACGAUGGCCAAGUGGAUGAGGGAGUUUGUGGCCAAGCAUCCCGAGUACAAGCAGGACAGCGUCAUCAGUGACAAGAUCAACUAUGACCUCUUCGUGAGGUGCAACAGGAUUGCCAGGGGCCAAGAACAAUGCCCGGAGCUCAUUGGGAAACCUGUCAACAAGGUCAAGUGAGAAGCUUCCCCUGCUGUGGCAACAUCCUUUAGACAACGACCAAAUUAUGUGGCUCAAGUUGAAAUCGGUCAGCUUUUUAAAAUAUGAUGAAAUAUUGAUUUUAAAAACAAAACAGAAUCAAAGCAAUCAUAUGUACUGUACAUAAACUGGAUCAGAUUUGUAUGAAUGGACACUAUUUUAAUAGGAUUAAGACGUGAUUAAGGUUAUGUCACAGAAAUGGCGUAUUUAUUUUUCUCUGGAAAUUCCUUGAGUGAUGAUUUAAAUGCAGCUAAGAGUUGUACUCUCUACUGUUAAUACUGUACUGCUGCAACAUUAACACAGCGUGCUGUGUGUUUGUGUCACUACAUCUGUGUGAGCUUUCUUUUACUUUGGGGACAAGCUUCGUUUGAUUCUACCAAAAUGUCCUGUCUUUACUCUGAAAUGUAGCUGCAGACAUUCAAGUGGGGGCGGUUUACAUGUUGCUGCUUCAAAUAAAUCUGUAUGAACAUCA
This is a messenger RNA of Syngnathus acus (greater pipefish), 2803 nucleotides long. RefSeq names its product glutamate-cysteine ligase, catalytic subunit (gene gclc). Gene Ontology annotation, cellular component: glutamate-cysteine ligase complex. Gene Ontology annotation, molecular function: glutamate-cysteine ligase activity. Lineage: Eukaryota; Metazoa; Chordata; Actinopteri; Syngnathiformes; Syngnathidae. The transcript has 16 exons. The coding region runs from base 424 to 2313 and encodes 629 amino acids. The record is from RefSeq and is a predicted model, not a curated record. Gene Ontology annotation, biological process: glutathione biosynthetic process.